This is a messenger RNA of Mauremys reevesii (Reeves's turtle), 5786 nucleotides long. It is a transcript of the gene PTPRM, whose product is annotated as protein tyrosine phosphatase receptor type M. Gene Ontology annotation, molecular function: protein binding; protein tyrosine phosphatase activity. The record is from RefSeq and is a predicted model, not a curated record. The transcript is spliced from 35 exons. Gene Ontology annotation, biological process: protein dephosphorylation. Bases 479 to 4981 code for a protein of 1500 amino acids. NCBI's taxonomy places the organism in Eukaryota, Metazoa, Chordata, Testudines, Geoemydidae. Gene Ontology annotation, cellular component: membrane.
CCCCCCCACGCGUUUUCCUCCCCCCGCAGCCGCUCAGCUCGCCGCCCAGCCCCGGAGCUGCAGCCCGGGCGGCACUCGCCCUCUAGCGGGGGCCAGGCGGCGGCGGUGCUGGCGGCUGGGCGUGACUUCAGCGCUGUCUUUAGCCCGCCUGCCGGGGGCACCGCGAGGCAGAGAGGGAGGCGAGCGAAGCGAAGCGCCGAGGCUGCAGGGCUGAGGCUGCGCAACAGGACGGAGAGCGGCGGGCUGGAGGAGGCGGGGACGGGACUCCCAGGCGAGGGCAGCGGCGGGACUCGGAGGGGGCUCCGCAACCCCCCCUUCCCCCGAAACAGGAAAACAGCGCCCCAGAGCCGGCCCCGCCCCGCCGCCGCACCCCGCCCGGCUCCAGCCUGCCCCCGGGAGCCGGCUGGCCGGGAGUGGGGCGCCUGCGAGCGCCCAGCUGCCUUGCACCUCGCGGAGCCGCGCGCGGAGCGGGGGAGACAUGGGGAAAGUUGGAACUUGCCUGCUGACUUUGGCUGGACUUUUGCUGGCAGCCGGAGCGGAGCCCUUCACAGGAGGUUGUUCCUUUGAUGAGCCAUUUAGCUCCUGUGGAUAUAGUCAAUCUGAUGAUGAUGAUCUUAACUGGGACCAGGUGAACACACUGUUAAAGCCCUCAUCUGAUCCAUGGAUGCCAUCAGGAUCUUUCAUGCUGGUGAACACUUCUGGGAGGUUUGCUGAACAAAGAGCUCACCUCCUGCUACCCCACCUAAAAGAAAAUGACACGCAUUGUAUCGAUUUCCAUUACUAUGUUUCAAGCAAGAGUGGGUCCAAUCCUGGUUCUCUGAAUGUUUAUGUGAAGGUCAAUAAUGGUCCGCUUGGUAACCCCAUCUGGAACAUGUCUGGAGCAGCUACUGGCACUUGGAACAGAGCAGAACUGGCAAUUAGCACCUUUUGGCCUAAUUUCUAUCAGGUUAUUUUUGAAGUAGUCACUUCAGGUCAUCAAGGAUACCUGGCUAUUGAUGAGGUGAAGGUUUUAGGACAUCCGUGCACCAAAACCCCCCAUUUCCUGCGUCUUCAGAGUGUGGAAGUCAAUGCCGGACAGUUUGCCACUUUUCAGUGCACUGCCAAUGGUAAAACAAAUUCAGGUGACCGGCUGUGGUUACAGGGCAUUUAUGUAAGGGAUGCACCUUUGAAGGACAUAAAGGUGUCUAAUGAUCGUCGAUUCGUAGCUCUUUUUAAUGUGGUGAAUGCUACAAAGCGAGAUGCUGGCAAUUACCGCUGCAUGAUUCGCACAGAAGGAGGAGCUGGAGUAUCAAGCUAUGCAGAACUGAUAGUCAAAGAGCCACCUGUUCCCAUUGCGCCACCUCAGUUGUCUUCAGUUGGUGCAACCUACUUAUGGAUACAGUUGAAUGCUAAUUCCAUCAAUGGGGAUGGGCCAAUCAUUGAGAGGGAGGUAGAGUAUCGCACUUCAAGUGGAAGCUGGUAUGACAGACAGCCAGUAGACUCCACAAGCUACAAAAUCGGGCACCUGGAUCCUGAUACAGAAUAUGAAAUCAGUGUGCUGCUUACAAGACCGGGUGAAGGAGGUACCGGAUCCCCAGGCCCAGCUCUCAAAACAAGGACAAAAUGUGCUGAUCCAAUGCGUGGGCCACGAAAACUAGAGGUUUUGGAGAUCAAAUCCCGGCAAAUCACUAUUCGUUGGGAGCCAUUUGGAUACAAUGUAACACGUUGCCAUCGAUAUAACCUCACGGUCCAUUACCGCUACCAAGCUGGAGGACAAGAGCAAGUCAGAGAGGAAGUAAGCUGGGAUACGGAAAGUUCACACCCGCAGCACACGAUUACCAAUCUGUCACCCUACACGAACGUCAGUGUAAAACUGGUUCUCAUGAAUCCGGAAGGACGAAAAGAAAGCCAAGAACUUGUAGUACAAACUGAUGAAGAUGUCCCAAGUGCUGUACCACUUGAAUCAAUCCAAGGAAGUACUUUUGAGGAGAAGAUUUUUCUUCAGUGGAGAGAGCCAGUGCAAACAUAUGGUGUGAUCACUUUGUAUGAGAUCACCUACAAGGCUGUCAGUUCCUUUGACCCAGAAAUAGAUUUAUCGAAUCAAAGUGGACGAGUUUUGAAGCUAGGAAAUGAAACUCAUUACCUUUUUUUUGGACUAUAUCCUGGGACCACCUAUUCUUUUACCAUUAGAGCCAGCACAGCCAAAGGAUUUGGACCUCCAAUCACAAACCAAUUCACAACUAAAAUCUCAGCACCAUCUAUGCCACCAUAUGAACUGGAAACACCUUUGAAUCAAACUGAAAGUACUGUGACAAUCCUGCUGAAACCUGCACAGAGCAGAGGAGCUCCUGUCAGUGUCUAUCAAAUAGUUGUUGAGGAAGAGCGCCCUCGCAGGACUAAAAAGACAACUGAAAUCCUGAAAUGCUACCCAGUGCCCAUUCACUUCCAGAAUGCUUCGCUUUUGAACUCUCAGUACUAUUUUGCUGCAGAGUUUCCAGCCAACAGUCUUCAAGCUGCUCAGCCUUUUACAAUUGGUGAUAACAGAACCUAUAGUGGUUUCUGGAAUACUCCUCUUCUACCUCAUAAAAGCUACAGCAUUUAUUUCCAAGCUGCUAGCAGAGCCAAUGGGGAAACCAAAAUUGACUGCGUCAGGGUGGCCACAAAAGCUGCGAUAAUCGUGACUCAGCUUACAACACCAUACAUUCGCAUCGCCCCUGCUGCAGGCGACGACCAGCUAACAGGAGCUGCUACUCGAAAACCAGACCCAGAGCCAGAGAAGGAGACAGACCAUACUGUUAAAAUCGCUGGAGUCAUUGCAGGCAUCUUGCUGUUCGUUAUUAUAUUUCUGGGGGUUGUGUUGGUAAUGAAGAAAAGAAGAAGCUAUCACUCCUACACUUAUUACCUAAAAUUGGCUAAAAAGCGGAAAGAGACAUUGAGUAGUACCCGGCAGGAAAUGACAGUGAUGGUGAAUUCAAUGGAUAAAAGCUACACUGAGCAAGGCACCAACUGUGACGAAGCUUUCUCUUUCAUGGACACGCACAAUCUAAAUGGAAGAUCUGUAUCCUCCCCCUCUUCAUUUACAAUGAAAACUAACACAUUGAGCACAACAGUGCCUAAUUCUUAUUACCCAGAUCCAUUUGUGCCAACUGCAAUUUUAGUGCCAAUAAAUGAUGAAACCCACACAAUGGCCAGUGACACAAGCAGCUUGGUCCAGUCACACACCUACAAGAAGCGAGACCCCGUAGAUGUGCCGUACCAGACCGGACAGCUUCAUCCAGCCAUCCGUGUGGCUGACUUGCUGCAGCAUAUCACGCAGAUGAAAUGCGCAGAGGGCUAUGGAUUCAAAGAGGAAUACGAGAGUUUCUUUGAAGGACAGUCUGCACCCUGGGACUCAGCUAAGAAAGAUGAGAACAGAAUGAAGAAUAGAUAUGGGAAUAUCAUUGCAUAUGAUCAUUCCCGAGUGAGACUGCAGCCCAUUGAAGGAGAAACAAACUCAGAUUACAUCAAUGGAAAUUAUAUUGAUGGUUAUCACAGGCCAAAUCACUACAUUGCUACCCAAGGACCAAUGCAGGAGACGAUAUAUGACUUCUGGAGAAUGGUGUGGCAUGAGAACACAGCCAGCAUAGUCAUGGUAACAAAUCUAGUGGAAGUAGGAAGGGUCAAAUGCUGCAAAUACUGGCCAGAUGACACAGAGAUAUAUAAAGACAUUAAAGUUACCCUAAUAGAAACAGAGCUCCUGGCUGAAUAUGUGAUUCGAACAUUUGCAGUAGAAAAGAGAGGUGCUCAUGAAAUCCGAGAAAUCAGGCAGUUUCACUUCACAGGCUGGCCAGACCAUGGUGUACCAUACCAUGCAACAGGACUGCUGGGAUUUGUACGGCAGGUGAAGUCUAAGAGCCCACCUAAUGCCGGCCCACUGGUUGUACACUGCAGCGCUGGUGCUGGUAGAACUGGAUGCUUCAUUGUCAUUGACAUCAUGCUAGAUAUGGCAGAAAGAGAAGGUGUCGUAGAUAUAUACAACUGUGUCAGGGAGCUUCGAUCUCGAAGAGUUAACAUGGUGCAAACUGAGGAGCAGUACGUAUUUAUCCACGAUGCAAUACUGGAAGCCUGUCUUUGUGGAGAUACUUCUAUUCCAGCUUCUCAAGUUAGGUCUGUGUACUAUGAAAUGAAUAAACUGGAUCCUCAGACUAACUCAAGUCAGAUCAAAGAAGAAUUUAGGACUCUAAACAUGGUGACUCCAACACUGCGUGUAGAAGAUUGCAGUAUAGCACUUUUGCCCCGUAAUCAUGAAAAGAAUCGCUGUAUGGAUGUUCUGCCUCCAGAUAGAUGCCUGCCUUUCCUCAUAACAAUAGAUGGGGAGAGCAGUAACUACAUUAACGCCGCACUGAUGGAUAGCUAUAAGCAACCCUCCGCUUUUAUAGUUACCCAGCAUCCUUUACCAAAUACCGUCAAAGAUUUCUGGAGGCUGGUCCUAGACUACCAUUGCACAUCAAUCGUUAUGCUGAAUGAUGUGGAUCCAGCACAAUUGUGUCCCCAGUACUGGCCAGAAAAUGGGGUGCAUCGACAUGGUCCCAUUCAGGUGGAAUUUGUAUCAGCUGAUUUAGAAGAAGACAUAAUCAGCCGGAUAUUCCGAAUUUAUAAUGCAGCAAGACCCCAAGAUGGGUAUCGAAUGGUGCAACAGUUUCAGUUCCUGGGAUGGCCCAUGUACAGAGAUACUCCAGUGUCCAAACGUUCCUUCUUGAAACAAAUACGUCAGGUGGAGAAAUGGCAGGAAGAAUACAAUGGAGGAGAAGGACGUACAGUCGUACAUUGUUUAAACGGAGGUGGCCGCAGUGGGACAUUUUGUGCAAUCAGCAUUGUUUGUGAAAUGCUUCGGCACCAGAGGGCAGUUGAUGUAUUCCAUGCUGUGAAGACACUGAGAAAUAAUAAGCCUAACAUGGUGGACCUUCUGGAUCAAUACAAAUUCUGCUAUGAAGUGGCUUUGGAAUACUUGAAUUCUGGCUGAUCGCACAAACAGCAGUGAGAAAGCUCCUCUCACCGCCACAAACAAAGCAAGUUGUUUCAUGAUAUUUGUGUAUAUGAGAUGAAGACUUCUCAGUGUUAUGCUUCUAUUGCUUUGUAUAAUUGGCUCUUUUUAAGAGCUGGAGAAACUGUUUAUAAAAACUGCUUGCACUGCCCAAUUUCCACUGUAAUGCCGCUGCUUGACACACAUACAAACACACACACAAACACAUGGUGGUUGUUGGAUGCUGCAUUUAUGCAAAACCAUCAACUUGGUAGAGCAGCAUAGUCAUCUGGUAAAUUAAAGAGCACAAUUAUAUUCUUAUGAAGGAAUUUGUAUUUUUCUGUUAUAUUUUGUUGCCUGUGAUCCUCUGUUAUCGUCACAGCCUAGUGUACAUUUCUGUUUUGUGGAGAAUGCUGUCUAACAUUCUGAUAAUAUAUUAUUUUAGUUAUAUUUGUAUUCUAACACAUGCAUAUUAAAUGAGGCAUAUGUAGCUUAUUUGAACUAAUGGAUACACAUGUAACAAACACCAUUAACUUUGUUGAGUUGCAGUUUCUGUCCAGUUUGUAUCAUUUCAGAGGCAGUCUUGAUAGAAAUACAGUUAGAACAUGCAAAAUACAGGAUGCUCAGAUUAAUAUAUCCAAAGCUUUUUUCAUUUGUCUAUAUUGUAAAUAUUUUUUGAUUUCAUCAAAUUAUUUAUUCAUUAAAAGAAAUUUUUUGUGAAGCACGAUGAGUGACAAUCAUUUUUAUUAAGCCCUGGAAAUGCUUACUGUAUGAUAUUAUAAACAUCUGUUUACCUUCUAUGGAU